Molecule: messenger RNA, 3429 nt
Organism: Rotaria sp. Silwood1
Lineage: Eukaryota; Metazoa; Rotifera; Eurotatoria; Philodinida; Philodinidae
Source: the annotation of a GenBank genome assembly
AUGAAGAACAAGCAGAAAAGAAAAUUAUAUGUUCAUACAUCUCGAUCACGAUUUACCAAGAAAUCCAAAUUUAAUAAUCUAUCAAAUAGUAUUCCAAGUAUAACAGUUGCUUGGCUUGAUCCGAAGAAUAAUGAUUAUCUGAAUAGAAAAGCACGCUUACGCUCUAUUGGAAAUUAUUUACAAAAAUUUAAUGAUACUAAUUCAUGUAUUAAUUAUUUACUCUCAAUCAAAAACAACUUGAGAAAAUUAUUUCUUGUUCUUCCAGGUUCAUCUGGUCGAAAAAUAGUGCCAUUGAUUAAUGAUCAAACAAAUAUUCUAUUCAUUUACAUAUUUUGUGAAGAUAGAGAAAAACAUGAAGGAUGGAUAAAAUCUUAUUCAAAUAAAAUUCGAGGAGUUUUUAUUGAUAAACAUGAACUUUUGACAAAACUAAAUGAAGAUGUUGACUUUUAUACAAAAACAAUUCCAAUUUUAAUGAUCCCAGAAAAAGUAAAAAAAGAAGAAAAAUCGGUUCAUGAUUUGAGUAAAGAAGAAGCUUCGUUUAUAUGGUAUGGAUUAUUAAUUGAAAUAUUAAAUCGUAUGCCAUUAACAUCUGUCUCACGAAAAGAUCUUUUGAAUGAAUGUCGGAAAGAAUAUCAAGAAGAUCCAAUUGAAUUACGUAAAAUCCAAGAAUUUGAAGAAACUUAUAAUACAGAUAAUGUCAUCGAGUGGUAUACACGGGAUGCAUUUCUUUAUCGUUUACUCAAUCGAGCAUUAAGAACCCGAGAUAUCUCAAUCAUAUUUCGAUUUCGCUUCGUUCUUGUCGAUCUUCAUCAUCGAUUAACAUAUUUGCACAAUAAAUAUAUCCAAUCAUUAGAUGAUACUAAAAGUUUAACUGUUUAUCGUGGACAGGGAUUGAAGAUUGAUGAAUUAAAUGACCUAAAAAAUAACAUCAACGGUCGAAUAGCAAUGAAUAGUUUUAUAUCGGCAAGUCUUUCGUCUGAAGUGGCAUUAGAUUUUGCUGGUAAUGGUACUGGUCGACCAUUAUUUGAAUCAGUUCUAUUUCAAAUUGAAUGUCCUAUCAAGACUUCCACAAAGCCAUUUGCUAAUAUACAAAAAUAUAGUUAUUUAAAAACAGAAGAUGAAAUCUUAUUUACAAUCGGAGCAAUAUUCCAAAUUGAAUCCGUUGAACAAUUAACUGAUAAAAUCUGGCUUGUUACUUUAAUUUUAUGUGAAGAUGAAAUCAAUUCAAUCAAAGAUGAACUUAUUGAUAGUCUUAAAUCUGAAAUUGAUGAGACAGCUGAUGUUCUGACAUUAGCGAAAUUUCUAUUGGAAAUGGAUGAUUUAGAUAAAGCAGAAGAAUUUUAUACUUUAUUACUUAAUGAAUUACCAACUGAUCAUCCCGAUGUAAUAACAAUUAAAAAUGAUCUUGGAGGAGUAUAUAGAGAAAAAGGGCAAUAUUUACAAGCUUUAGAAACUCACCAACAAGCAUUGAACUUACAUCGAUUAUUAAUGCCAUCUGAUUUUGUUCAGCGUGCAGCUAUCUUUAACGAUAUUGGAUAUGUUUAUUUUGAAUUAGGCGAUUAUUGUCAAUCAUUAAAGUAUCACCAAAAAACAUUACGAAUUCGACGAAAACAUCAACCAUUCUAUAAAAAUCAUCUUGCGAUUACGUACAAGCAUUUAGGAAGUGUUUAUAAUGAAAUCGGAAAGAAAAAAAUAGCUUUAAGAUGUCAUAGAAAAGCUUUGGCAAUCGAAAGACAACACUAUCCAGAAGCUGAUCCACACCUAGGAAGUACAUAUAAUAAUAUCGGAGAAGUUUAUCUUUCAAUGCAGAAUAUUAAAAAAGCUCGAAUUUACUUGGAAAAAGGCCUUGACAUUAGAUUAAAAUCUUUGCCAAGUAAUCAUCGAAGUUUAGCAGUAAGUUAUAGUAAUCUUGCGCAAUUCUAUGAUUACAAUAACGAACAUGAAAAGGCCUUAGAAUAUCACCAAAAAUCACUAGACAUAUUAUUAAAUUGUUUGCCUUCAAAUCAUAUAGAAAUAGCAACUAUUUAUAACAACAUUGGCGAAUGUUUUAGUGAUUUAGGUGAUUUUACAUCGGCUCUGAUUCAUCACAAGAAAGCAUUAAAAAUUCGAUACAAUUUAUUGUCCACCUCUCGAGCACAGGCAGAAAUAGUUAUUUCAUAUUGUAACAUUGGUGUACUAUUUAGCGAUCAAAAUAAGUAUAAACUAGCCUUAAAAUACUUCCGAAAAGGCCUUAUAUUAGCAUCAACAUCUCCUGGAAAAAGCAAGUUACUAGCUAUGGUUUAUUAUGAUAUUGCUACUGUCUACCAUAAUAAAUCAAAAAUCAAUCUUGCAAUGAAAUAUUACAACAAAGCUUUAAAAUUCGAGUAUAAAGCUAAUAAGUCCAAUUCAAGUUUAGAUGUAGCCAAAAUUUAUUUUGGUCUCGGGCAAAUGUACGAUAAAAAAGAUGAUUACACUACCGCACUGAUCCAAUUCGAAAAAUCACUUGAGAUCCGAAGAAGAUGUUUAACUUCGGAUCAUUCUUUAAUUGAGGAAACAUUGAGUACUACGGCAUUUAUCUACAGCAAACAAGGCGAUAACGAUAAAGCUUUGGAAUAUUUCAAGGAAGCUUUAGAUUUGCAAAUGAAAUCUGAAUCAAUUUAUUUAGCAUCAACUUGUAUAAGUAUUGGUUCAAUUUAUCAUGCUAAAGGCGAUCAUCAAACCGCAUUGAUUUAUUACCAAAAUGCAUUGAAGUAUGCUGCGAAUGACAAUCCAGAGCUAGGAUCAUUGUAUUAUCAAAUAGGAUUAAUUUAUGACGAUAAAAAAGAUCUUGACAUGGCACUUGAAAAUUAUCUAAAUGCUUUGAAGUAUCCAUCGAAAAUUGAUUCAAUCAUUGACGAUGUUUACGAGAGAGCAGGCUCAAUCUAUCACACAAAACGAUAUUAUUCACAAGCAUUAAUCAAUCAUAAAAAAGCAUUGACUAUUUGUAAAAAUCGAAAAAGUGAUGCAACAGUAAUUUAUUAUCACAUCGCAUCGGUCUAUGAUGAUAAAGCCGAACAUACGAAAGCAAUAAAGUUUUAUAAAAAAGCAUUGAAGGAAUAUAGAGAGCAAAAACUAUCUCGCACGAAUUUACUUUCUAAAAUUUAUAAUAAUAUGGCUGGCAUCUACAUUCAAUCUAAUAAAUCUAAACUGGCUUUAAAUUAUUAUCGAAAGUCCUUAAAAUUAACACUACAUUCAAGCAUGUUCUCAGCUGAUUAUGCGGAUCUGGCUAUUGUUUAUAAUAAUAUUGGCACUGCCCGUAGUAUUUUAUCAAAUCAUAAAAUGGCUUUAGAGAACUAUGAAAAGGCACUCGAUCUUGUUUUAAAAGCAUCAUCAAGUAAUGCUUCAGUAAUCUCAAAAUACAAAGCCAAUAUCGCUCUUGCUAAAAGACAUUUGCUACUCACAAAUGAUUAA